UAGGCGGGUUAAAGAGCGCGCUGCAGGUUGGGCCACGCGUGUCAAAGAAGUUUCAAUGGCGUGGCAGGGGCUGAUGGCCGAGUUCCUGCAGGUGCCCGCGGUGACGCGGGCCUACACCUCGGCCUGCGUCCUUACCACCGCUGCUGUGGUCUGGAGGCUCGUCACCAACUUCCUCUUCUUUGGGCCGCUGGGAUUCAGCUUCUUCUUCAACAUGCUCUUCGUGUUCCGCUACUGCCGCAUGCUGGAGGAGGGCUCGUUCCGCGGCCGCACGGCCGACUUUGUCUUCAUGUUCCUUUUCGGGGGUGUCCUCAUGACCCUGCUGGGGCUCCUGGGCAGCCUGUUCUUCUUGGGCCAGGCACUCACAGUCAUGCUGGUGUAUGUAUGGAGCCGCCGCAACCCCCAAGUGAGAGUCAACUUCUUCGGCCUCCUCACCUUCCAGGCACCAUUCCUGCCCUGGGCGCUCAUGGGUUUCUCUCUGCUGUUGGGCAACUCAAUUCUCGUGGACCUGCUGGGGAUUGCCGUGGGCCACAUUUACUACUUCCUAGAGGACGUCUUCCCCAACCAGCCUGGAGGCAAGAGGCUGCUGCUGACCCCCAGUUUCCUGCAACAAGGGGACCUUUGCCCCAUUUUCCAGCUGAGCAGCCAAGGUACUUGGCCGAGGCUCCAUGAAGUCAGGUGCAGGAGAGGUCCAGGACCGGGGUCCUCUGCCCUUUCUGCAACCCCAAAGCUUUGAGAAAUUUUCACCUUGGCAGAGUUCUGCAAAGUUUUCUCCCUGAUGUUUGUAGCUGAGGACAUGGGAGCCUGAUCUGAUACCACAGCUCACUUUUUUCUUUGGUAAAGCGGAUACCAGACAGCCUGGCCUACUUUCCUCAUUGCCCUAGACUAGUCAGAAUUAUAGUUGAUUCCUGGAUGAUCAGCAGCAAAGGCGUUCCUCCAGCCCUAGGCUGUCACAUUCACGGAUGACACAAGUAUUCAUCAUGGAGUCUGACCUUAAUUUUGUAGGGAAACCCAUGUGGAGUUGCAGCUGGCUCUGUAGGAGCACUGGGCUGGGUUGCCCAGAGGGGCGGAGGCGGGCAGUAUUCAGUCCAUCCCACCAGUUGCAGGGGCACAUGGACCAAGCAAACCCUUCAGCAAUGGAGCCCACUUGUCUCCAAGGCCAGGGGAGCCCAGUCCUGAAAUCUUCCUCUUUGUUCAGGGCCUUCCAGUGAAGCCCAACUUCGCUCCAGCAAGUUGCACUCCUGGAUGAAGGGCAGUGGGCCUGAGUACAAACUCCCCAGGAGCUAGGAGCUGUCAUGUCCCAGGACAUGAUCACAGGACCCCCAGCCCAGAGGGCCAGGCCCAUCUACCCUUAUAUCCUGGCAACCAAGACCCCAAUUCCUACUCAAGAGCUCUGCCCUUGGCCAGUGUGGGGCUCAGGUUGGGAGCCAGGUGGCACCAUGCUCCUGCCAUGCCCAGGGAGCAGAGCUGCCCUGACCCAACAGGGAAGACACAGCAGCAGCUAAUGGCAGCUGCCUGGUGUUGGGAUCUGUUCUUUUCGGCAAGACUGCAGCCAUGGGCUCAGUUCACCAAGCACUGCUUGGCUCCGUGAGGAGACCCGCACGUGCCACCCUUGUGGAGCCCUCAUGCCUUCUGUAGAGUGGGGACACUUCCCCAUGGGACAAGGAUGCAGAGCUGAGGAGAGGCCCAGGGCUGUGCCUCCCUUCUCGACACACCACAGCCCCCCACCCCAGCCCCAGGCAGGCGUGCCGCUCCACGUGUCUUACUCCUUGAGACCCACCUGAGAGAGCUGCUGGCCUGGCUCAGGGCUCUAGCUGGGGUGGAGCUGGAAUAGGGUGGGGCUGUCGCUGACAGGUAAGCCGGCCCCCGCCCUCUGAACCUCACGGCCUCACUUCUGUUCCUUGGAGGAUGGCACAGGUGGUGGGUAGCGGGCUGAGGGCCUGAGGGCCUUGGAUGCAGCCUUAUUAGCCCCCACCUGCCCGCCUGGGG
Messenger RNA from Lontra canadensis (Northern American river otter), 1986 nucleotides. RefSeq names its product derlin 3 (gene DERL3). Gene Ontology annotation, biological process: endoplasmic reticulum unfolded protein response. The record is from RefSeq and is a predicted model, not a curated record. NCBI's taxonomy places the organism in Eukaryota, Metazoa, Chordata, Mammalia, Carnivora, Mustelidae. Gene Ontology annotation, molecular function: misfolded protein binding; ubiquitin-specific protease binding. The coding region runs from base 56 to 733 and encodes 225 amino acids. The transcript is spliced from 6 exons. Gene Ontology annotation, cellular component: Hrd1p ubiquitin ligase ERAD-L complex; endoplasmic reticulum membrane.